Messenger RNA from Suillus fuscotomentosus, 1674 nucleotides. RefSeq lists its product as uncharacterized. The transcript is spliced from 13 exons. NCBI's taxonomy places the organism in Eukaryota, Fungi, Basidiomycota, Agaricomycetes, Boletales, Suillaceae. Bases 1 to 1674 code for a protein of 557 amino acids. The record is from RefSeq and is a predicted model, not a curated record.
AUGUGUAAGUCUUGUGAUGUGGCUUUGUUUGGCACAGCUUAUAUAAGCAAAAGUGCGGUCAACCACAAGUCUUUUCCUAUCUUUUCCUUCCUUUCCCUCCUCAUUCUCCUUCUACUCAAUAAUUUUCGCAUUUUUGAGUAUUUGCUCCUUCUUCCUUCCCUCCUCCUCCUCCUCCCACCACUCAAUAAUUUUCGCAUUUUUAGGCAUUUGCUCCUUCUUCCUUCCCUCCUCCUCCUCCUCUCACUCAACCAUUUUCGCAUUUUUGAGUAUUUGCUCCUUAUUUUCGCAUUUUUGACUAUUUGCAGUCAUGGUCCCCAGCAAAAGAGUAAAGCCAAAGUCCCAAAACCACCGCGAGGCUCUGGCCUCAAUCCUUCGGGCGAACCAGCAAUCGAUCAACUUCGCAUUCCUACUGAACAACCACAGAUGUCAUAUUUCGCGUUCGAUGCACACGAGACCAUUUCCCAACAUGGGCACUACAGCGGCACACAGAGCACUGGCUUCGAUGAUCAAUCUACCUCCCAACAUGGGCACUACAGUGGCACACAGAGCGCUGGCUUCGAUGAUCAAUCUACCUCCCAACAUGGGCACUCUUACAGCAGCACACAGAGCACCGGCUUCGAUGAUCAAUCUACCUCCCAACAUGGGCACUACAGCGGCACACAGAGCACUGGCUUCAAUGAUCAAUCUACCUCCCAACAUGGGCACUCUUACAGCAGCACGCAGAGCGCCGGCUUCAACGAUCAGUCCACCUGGGACUUCGUUCAGAACCAACCAUCCUUAGAAGCACCCUCACAGGGCUCAUAUCCCAAACACUACUCGCAAGAUUCAUUUCAGGGUCUUACAGGUAGCAUGGCCAGCACAAGCAUGUUGGAUACAACACUCAUCCAACAAGGUGAGAUCCCUCAAACAGAUGUCAUGCAUAUGGUGGGCCCGGCAAGACUCGCAAAGAGACGAGGCGGUCAACGGCCGAUGCCACCAACACCACAAAUGGCUCCCUACCCCACAACCCGCCCACAGACGACUGAAAGCUCGACGUCACAGAUUGUGAUGUUGUCAACACACACUGAUCCCACUCCUGCUAAUAUCAUAGUCACUGAUGCCACCAUUGGCCAGAUGAUGAAGGGCGCGAUGAAAGUUGUCACGCGUGAACUAUUUAGCCUGAAUGCGAUGACCAUCGACAAAGCCCUGAAGAAAGCUAUGCUUACAAAGGUCAUUCGUGGCUCGUUGCUGCAGUGUUUUGGUCCUAACACAAUGAUCCAAAACUUCAUAACCAGCAAACAUCAGAGUGAGGUCGCAAACACGUUGUCAGUGACUCAUGGGAAGGAUGGUAGGAUCGAAAUCAAGGCAAAAUUCCAACAUCCCUUCAUAAUGUCCAACAUCAUUCAAUUCAUUUGGUUCAGCUUGUGCCAGCAAUUCCUCGGCAAGAUGGAGGAAGAACAACUGGAAAGGUUGAAAUACAUCUGGGCACUCUCUGGCGCUGCGACUUUCUGCAGCUUGGAUGAACAAUCUGAGGUUCCCGUGCAGGUUGAUCCCUUUGGGGGAAUGUCAGGCAACUGGAAGUUUCUCGCUAUUGUGAAAGCGAUGGAUGACUUGAUGGACGAUGAGAAGGCAGAAUUUUGUAGGUUUUUGCUGUAUGUGUUGCUAAUUGGACCAACACAAGCACCGUCCUCAUAG